Zea mays is the source of this 1277-nucleotide messenger RNA. Its product is annotated as plasma membrane intrinsic protein 1. Lineage: Eukaryota; Viridiplantae; Streptophyta; Magnoliopsida; Poales; Poaceae. The record is from RefSeq and is marked provisional. Gene Ontology annotation, biological process: transmembrane transport. Gene Ontology annotation, cellular component: membrane. Gene Ontology annotation, molecular function: channel activity.
GCCGAGCCCAACCGCACAAGCGCGCGAGGCAGGAGAGAGAGAGAGGCGGGGAGCAAAACAAUGGAGGGGAAAGAGGAGGACGUGCGCCUGGGCGCCAACAAGUUCUCGGAGCGCCAGCCCAUCGGGACGGCGGCGCAGGGCGCCGCUGACGACAAGGACUACAAGGAGCCCCCGCCGGCGCCGCUGUUCGAGCCCGGGGAGCUCAAGUCCUGGUCCUUCUACCGCGCGGGCAUCGCCGAGUUCGUCGCCACCUUCCUCUUCCUCUACAUCACCAUCCUCACCGUCAUGGGCGUCUCCAAGUCCACCUCCAAGUGCGCCACCGUCGGCAUCCAGGGCAUCGCCUGGUCCUUCGGAGGAAUGAUCUUCGCGCUCGUCUACUGCACCGCCGGCAUCUCCGGAGGACACAUCAACCCAGCUGUGACUUUCGGGCUGUUCUUAGCCAGGAAGCUGUCCCUGACUAGGGCCCUCUUCUACAUCAUCAUGCAAUGCCUGGGUGCCAUCUGUGGAGCUGGAGUGGUGAAGGGCUUCCAGCAGGGACUUUACAUGGGCAACGGUGGUGGCGCCAAUGUUGUCGCACCUGGCUACACCAAGGGUGAUGGCCUUGGCGCUGAGAUUGUUGGCACCUUCAUCCUAGUCUACACCGUCUUCUCAGCCACCGAUGCCAAGAGGAAUGCCAGGGACUCCCAUGUUCCUAUCCUUGCCCCACUGCCAAUUGGGUUCGCGGUGUUCCUGGUCCACCUUGCCACCAUCCCCAUUACUGGCACUGGCAUCAACCCAGCUAGGAGCCUUGGCGCUGCCAUCAUCUACAACAGGGAUCACGCCUGGAACGACCAUUGGAUCUUCUGGGUCGGCCCCUUCAUUGGCGCUGCUCUGGCUGCCAUCUACCACCAGGUGAUCAUCAGAGCCAUCCCGUUCAAGAGCAGGUCUUAAGCUGCCGUGGCCGUGCCGAGACAUGCCAGUCCGAAGAACGGGCGUCUUCCUGUGAUGUCUUCUUGUCUGCCCACGCCUAGUUUCUCUGUCGAUUCCUAUUCGUCGUCUCUUCAGGGCUGGUGCUCACUGCUGCGCCGUUCUGUUAACCGAAACAAGAACUCUGUGUAUUCCUGUACCGAGCUGUGCAUGUUUUUUUCUUUCCAUCGUGGAGAAUUUAAGUUAUUAUCCGUUUGCUGCAAGGUUUGCCGUCUCAUUUUAUGCGUUGGGAUGUUGGCAAGAAAGGGCAGAUGUCAUGUGAGAAUUUAAGUUAAGUGAAAUCGAUUCAGGGUUUUCUUGGUUUCAGUUUC